UCCAUCUCUAUCCAAACAAACCCUAUUCCCAAACCAAUUCAAGUCUCUUCUUCUCAUUCCUUAGAGAUCUAUCUCAGAGUCAUAGCAGCUGGGGAAAAAUGGGGAGAGGAAGGAUUGAGAUAAAGAGGAUAGAGAACUCAAGUAACAGGCAGGUGACUUUCUCCAAGAGGAGAAAUGGGAUGCUCAAGAAAGCUAAGGAGAUCAGCGUUCUGUGCGAUGCACGCGUCUCGGUCAUCAUCUUCGGCAGCUCCGGCAAGAUGCAUGAGUUCUCCAGCUCCUCGCUUGUGGAUAUUCUGGAUCAAUACCACAAACUCACUGGGAAAAGAUUGUGGGAUGCCAAGCAUGAGAAUUUGGAGAAUGAAAUCAACAGAAUCAAGAAAGAGAAUGACAACAUGCAGAUUGAGCUGAGGCACCUGAAGGGAGAAGAUAUUUCAUCUCUGAACUACAGAGAGCUUAUGAUCUUGGAGGAUGCCCUUCAAAAUGGGCUGAGGAGCAUCUCUGAGAAACAGAUGGAAGUCUGGAGGAACCUUACAAAACGAAAGUAUGAUCAGAGUCAAGGUGUGGCAGAAGAGAAUGAACAACUUAGUUACCGCUUGCGGCAACUGGAGAUAGCAGCGAUGAACCGAAACUUGGGAGAGAUGGGGGAAGUGUUCAACCAGAGAGAGAGCAACGACUAUGAAUCUCAGAUGCCAUUCACCUUCAGUGUGCAGCCAAUGCAGCCCAAUCUUCAAGACAGAUAAAUAUAAUAUAUAUGAAUGAACUGAACUGCAGGUUAUGCAUGCAUGCAUGCAUGGUGCCAUUAUCAUUAUCAGUUAUUACUGCUGGCACCUUAACUAUCUCUAAUGAUGUUUUUAGUUUCCAUGUAUCAGUGUUCUGUUGUAUUAUAAGACUUGUUGUUCUUGUUCGUGAUUAUCAUGUGUUUUGUACUGUCACUUUUGUUUGAAGUACGUACUGGCCGGCUAAGCUUAUUAAUCGUAUAUGUUGGGAUUAUAUGUAUUAUUAUUGUUGAAA
Molecule: messenger RNA, 1011 nt
Organism: Ipomoea nil (Japanese morning glory)
Lineage: Eukaryota; Viridiplantae; Streptophyta; Magnoliopsida; Solanales; Convolvulaceae
Product: floral homeotic protein FBP1-like
Exons: 7
Coding region: 99-740 (213 amino acids)
Biological process (GO): positive regulation of transcription by RNA polymerase II
Cellular component (GO): nucleus
Molecular function (GO): RNA polymerase II cis-regulatory region sequence-specific DNA binding; protein dimerization activity; DNA-binding transcription factor activity, RNA polymerase II-specific
Source: RefSeq, a predicted model, not a curated record